AUGGUGUCCAGCACGGCCGCGCUGCUCCUGGGCGCGGUGCUGCUGGUGGCCCAGCUCCAGCUAGUGCCUUCCCGCCCUGCAGCGCCCGGGGACGCGCCGGGCCAGCCGGAGCUCGCGCGCAGAGCAGCCACCCUCCAGGGUGAGGGCCGAGAAGGCGCGGCUCCCAACGGCUCGGCCCAGCAGCUGCCGCAGACCAUCAUCAUCGGCGUGCGCAAGGGCGGCACGCGCGCGCUGCUGGAGAUGCUCAGCCUGCACCCCGACGUGGCAGCCGCUGAGAACGAGGUCCACUUCUUCGACUGGGAGGAGCACUACAGCCAAGGCCUGGGCUGGUACCUGGGCCAGAUGCCCUUCUCGUCCCCGCACCAGCUCACGGUGGAGAAGACCCCCGCGUACUUCACGUCGCCCAAAGUGCCUGAGCGUGUCCACAGCAUGAACCCGGGCAUCCGGCUGCUGCUCAUCCUGCGGGACCCGUCCGAGCGCGUGCUGUCCGACUACACCCAAGUGUUCUACAACCACGUGCAGAAGCGCAAGCCCUAUCCGUCCAUCGAGGAGUUCCUGGUGCGCGACGGCCGGCUCAACGUGGGCUACAAGGCGCUCAACCGCAGCCUCUACCACGUGCACUUGCAGAACUGGCUGCGCUUCUUCCCGCUGCGCCGCAUCCACAUCGUCGAUGGCGACCGCCUCAUCAGGGACCCUUUCCCCGAGAUCCAGAAGGUCGAGCGGUUCCUGAAGCUGUCCCCACAGAUCAACGCCUCGAACUUCUACUUUAACAAAACCAAGGGCUUUUACUGCCUGCGGGACGGCGGACGGGACCGCUGUUUGCACGAGUCCAAAGGCCGGGCGCACCCCCAAGUUGACCCCAGACUCCUCAGUAAACUGCACGAAUAUUUUCACGAGCCAAAUAAGAAAUUCUUCGAGCUUGUGGGCAGGACAUUUGACUGGCACUGAUCUGCAAUAACCUAGGCUCGGAACCUUUCCUAUUGUAAGUUCUGGUGUACAUCGGGGG
This is a messenger RNA of Callorhinus ursinus (northern fur seal), 1006 nucleotides long. It is a transcript of the gene HS3ST1, whose product is annotated as heparan sulfate-glucosamine 3-sulfotransferase 1. The record is from RefSeq and is a predicted model, not a curated record. Gene Ontology annotation, molecular function: [heparan sulfate]-glucosamine 3-sulfotransferase activity. NCBI's taxonomy places the organism in Eukaryota, Metazoa, Chordata, Mammalia, Carnivora, Otariidae.